Mauremys reevesii (Reeves's turtle) is the source of this 1879-nucleotide messenger RNA. It is a transcript of the gene UROS, whose product is annotated as uroporphyrinogen III synthase. Gene Ontology annotation, biological process: uroporphyrinogen III biosynthetic process. Bases 183 to 971 code for a protein of 262 amino acids. The transcript is spliced from 11 exons. The record is from RefSeq and is a predicted model, not a curated record. Lineage: Eukaryota; Metazoa; Chordata; Testudines; Geoemydidae. Gene Ontology annotation, molecular function: uroporphyrinogen-III synthase activity.
CGCAGCGCGGAGGAGGAGCAGGCGGAGGAGCGGGGCGGCCCCCGCCGCACGCAGGCAGAACCUCACUAAUUCACACCAAUGACUGGGAGACUCCCAUAUUCAGCUACUUGCAAUGGAAUUGUUGUGUAAAAACAAAUUUUAAGAAAGCAAAAAUAUGCAUAUCAAGCCAUUUUUGGUAAACAAUGAAGGUUCUGUUACUAAAGGACCCCAAAGACAGAGGCUCAGGACCAGAUCCAUAUAUUCAAGAAUUAGGAUUAUAUGGAUUUGAAGCAGCUUUGAUCCCUGUUUUGUCAUUUGAAUUUGUGUCUCUUCAAACUUUCUUUGAAAAGCUCUCUCAUCCAGAUCGUUAUGAGGGUUUAAUUUUUACCAGUCCAAGAGCAGUAGAAGCUGCCAAGUUAUGUUUGGGAGAGAAUAGUAAAAAUGAAGCCUGGAGAAAUUCUCUUAAAGAAAAAUGGAAUACCAAAUCAGCAUAUGUCGUAGGAAAAGCUACAGCUUCUCUAGUGGAGGAAAUUGGCCUUGCUCCACAAGGAGAAAAGUGUGGAAAUGCUGAAAAACUAGCUGGAUACAUUUGCGCAAGGGAAACACCUAAUUCAUCACCUCUUCUUUUUCCUUGUGGAUCUCUCAAAAGAGAAGUUCUUCCAACAAUACUCAAAGAAAAAGGUAUUUCCCUGGAAAGCCUUACAGUUUAUCAAACUGCUCAACAUCCCAGUCUCCAAGAAUCCUUGAAGAAUUAUUUCUCACAACAGGGUAUUCCAGCAAGCAUCACAUUCUUCAGUCCGUCUGGUGUCAGAUUUUGUCUCCAGCACAUUCAGAAGUUUUCUGGCGAUCUUAUUAAUCAAAUUAAGUUUGCUGCUAUAGGUCCAACAACAGCUGAAGCAAUGGAAGCUGAAGGAAUCCCAGUGAGCUGCACUGCAGAGAACCCUACUCCCCAAGACCUUGCUGCUGGUAUCAAAAAAGCCCUUCACCUGUAGAAUUGCUGUUUACCUGAGUAGAAGCACCACAUAUGUUGCUGUAAUAGUCCUCCAGAAAUUUAAGACAAUUCAUCAGUGUUUAACAGGGAUAUUAACAUUCAUUUGGAUUGUUUUUUAAAAAGCCAUGCUCUCUGCCUUAUCAUUCAAUCCUUCCUUGACCAUCCAUCUUCUAACAGCACUGUGUGGUGGGAGUGGAAAAGCUAGAUUGAUCAGUCACGAUCAAAUAUAUGGCUAAUUUUGAUGACCCACUGUAAUAAUAGUCGUUAAGAGAAGACUUUCUGACCUUAUGUUAGCCAGCAGAAGUCCAAAACAUAAAAAGUCAGUAACUAAUACCACCCAGCAUGUUAAAGAAAUCAGAUUAUUAAACAAAUAUUUGGGUAGUGUUAUAUCUGCUAUUUUUCAUAUUCCAGAUAUACUUUACGUUAGGGCAUAAAACCUUUAAAAAAUAUCGUUCAGAGUGACUUGGAAUAAGUGAAAUUGUUUGAGUCAGUCAGUGGUCAUGUUUAUAGAGGACACUUUUGUAUUCUAUAGUGCCCCUUUCUUGAAUACUCAAGAACUGCUGCAACUAAAACUUCCUGGGUCAAAUUCCACCCUCAUACAUGCGCACUCAUUGGAAAUAAUGAGAGCUGCACUUCAGUAUCUGAAAGCAGAAUUUGGCCACAUAUGUAGCAUGAAACAAGUUAGUUUUUUUCCUUUUAAUUUCAACCCAUGGCUGGAGUAUGGAUAAUUUGGUAUGGUAGUUCCUUAAGUCAGUUGGUUACAAAUUGUGAAAGGCUACUGAUGGACUUACGUGCGCGCGCACACACACACACACACACAGUGGGUAGCUGAUAGCAUAUAAAACAGGGUUUUAUUCUUUGGCUUCAAUGUCAUAUUGUUUGUGAGCACAUUUUGGGGUUUAAAACAGA